Molecule: messenger RNA, 16593 nt
Organism: Sorex araneus (European shrew)
Lineage: Eukaryota; Metazoa; Chordata; Mammalia; Eulipotyphla; Soricidae
Gene: KMT2A
Product: lysine methyltransferase 2A
Exons: 37
Coding region: 1-11973 (3990 amino acids)
Biological process (GO): positive regulation of DNA-templated transcription
Cellular component (GO): histone methyltransferase complex; nucleus
Molecular function (GO): histone H3K4 methyltransferase activity; DNA binding; protein binding
Source: RefSeq, a predicted model, not a curated record
AUGGCGCACAGCUGUCGGUGGCGCUUCCCCGCCCGGCCCGGGACCACCGGGGGCGGCGGCGGCGGGGGGCGCCGGGGCCUAGGGGGCGCCCCGCGGCAACGCGUCCCGGCCCUGCUGCUUCCCCCCGGCCCCCCGGUCGGCGGCGGCGGCCCCGGGGCGCCCCCCUCCCCCCCGGCGGUGGCGGCCGCGGCGGCGGCGGCGGGAAGCAGCGGGGCCGGGGUGCCGGGGGGAGCGGCCGCCGCCUCGGCCGCCUCUUCGUCGUCCGCUUCGUCUUCGUCUUCGUCAUCGUCCUCAGCCUCCUCCGGGCCGGCGCUGCUCCGGGUGGGCCCGGGCUUCGACGCGGCGCUGCAGGUCUCGGCCGCCAUCGGCACCAACCUGCGCCGGUUCCGGGCCGUGUUUGGGGAGAGCGGCGGGGGAGGCGGCAGCGGAGAGCUAACAACACAGACCCCAUGUAGUUGGAGAAGCAAAGGCCUCAUACAUGACAAAAAGACUGAACCGUUCAGGUUACUUGCAUGGAGUUGGUGCUUAAAUGAUGAGCAGUUCUUAGGUUUUGGCUCAGAUGAAGAAGUCAGAGUACGAAGCCCCACGAGGUCUCCUUCAGUUAAAACUAGUCCUCGAAAACCUCGCGGGAGACCCAGAAGUGGCUCUGACCGAAGUUCAGCCCUCCUCUCAGACCCGUCCGUGUUUCCCCCUCUCAGUAAAUCAGAGACCAAAUCAGGAGAGAAAAUCAAGAAGAAAGAUUCCAAAAGUCUAGAAAAGAAGAGAGGAAGACCGCCCACCUUCCCUGGCGUCAAAAUCAAAAUCACACACGGCAAGGACAUUUCAGAGUUACCCAAGGGAAGCAAGGAAGAAAGCCUGAAAAAAAUCAAACGGACACCCUCCGCUACCUUUCAGCAGGCCACAAAGAUUAAAAAACUAAGAGCAGGUAAACUGUCUCCUCUCAAGUCUAAGUUUAAGACAGGGAAGCUUCAAAUAGGAAGGAAGGGGGUCCAGAUUGUCCGCCGGCGAGGCCGGCCGCCGUCGACGGAAAGGAUCAAGACCCCGCCAGGUCUGCUCCUGAACUCGGAGCUCGAAAAGGCCCAGAAGGUCCGCAGGGACAAGGAGGGCAGCCCGCCGCUGCCCAGGGAGGAGAAGACCGUGGUCAGGCAGAGCCCGCGCAGGAUCAAGCCGGUCAGGAUCAUUCCUUCUUCCAAAAGGACAGAUGCCACCAUCGCCAAGCAGCUCCUGCAGAGGGCCAAGAAGGGGGCCCAGAAGAAGAUCGAGAAGGAAGCCGCGCAGCUGCAGGGCAGAAAGGUGAAGACGCAGGUCAAGAACAUCCGGCAGUUCAUCAUGCCCGUGGUCAGCGCCAUCUCCUCGCGCAUCAUCAAGACCCCGCGGCGCUUCAUCGAGGACGAGGAUUACGACCCGCCCAUCAAAAUCGCCCGGCUCGAGUCCACGCCCAAUAGCAGAUUCAGCACCACGUCCUGUGGCUCUUCCGAGAAGUCCAGUGCCACUUCCCAGCACUCGUCCCAAAUGUCCUCAGACUCCUCCCGGUCCAGCAGCCCCAGCGUGGACACCUCCAUAGACUCUCAGGCCUCAGAGGAGAUCCAGGGACUGCCUGAAGAGCGGAGCGAGACCCCCGAAGUCCACCCGCCACUGCCGAUUGCCCAGUCCCCCGAGACCGAGGGGAGCGAUAGGAGAAGCCGAAGGUACUCGGUGUCGGAGCGAAGUUUCGGCUCGAGAACGACGAAGAAGCUGUCCACGCUGCCCAGUGCCCCCCCGCAGCCGACUUCGUCCUCGCCCCCGCCCCCCCUGCUCACCCCGCCGCCGCCGCUGCAGCCGGCCUCCAGCCUCUCGGACCACACCCCGUGGCUCAUGCCUCCGACCAUCCCUUUAGCAUCACCGUUUUUGCCUGCUUCUGCGGCGCCCUUGCCAGGGAAGCGAAAAUCUAUUUUGCGAGAACCGACAUUUAAGUGGACUUCCUUAAAGCAUUCUAGGUCAGAGCCACAGUACUUUUCCUCAGCCAAGUAUGCCAAAGAAGGUCUUAUUCGCAAACCAAUAUUUGAUAACUUCCGCCCCCCUCCGCUCACGCCCGAGGAUGUGGGCUUCGCGCCGGGCUUUUCUCCGUCGGGGACUGCUGCUUCCGCCCGCUUGUUCUCGCCACUCCACUCCGGGACACGGUUUGAUAUGCACAAACGGAGCCCUCUCCUGAGAGCCCCGAGGUUUACGCCCAGUGAGGCUCACUCCAGAAUCUUUGAGUCUGUCACCUUGCCUGGUAAUCGAACUUCUGCUGGAGCAUCUUCAUCAGGAGUGUCUAACCGGAAAAGGAAAAGGAAAGUGUUUAGCCCCAUCCGAUCCGAACCGAGGUCUCCUUCUCACUCCAUGAGGACGCGAAGUGGAAGGCUUAGCACUUCUGAGCUCUCGCCUCUCACCCCGCCAUCUUCCGUCUCUUCCUCCUUAAGCAUUUCUGUUAGUCCUCUUGCCACUAGUGCCUUAAACCCAACUUUUACUUUUCCUUCUCAUUCCCUGAGUCAGUCCGGGGAAUCGACAGAGAAAAGCCAGAGAGCCAGGAAGCCCACCAGCGCUCCAGCAGAGCCCUUUUCGGCCAGCGGCCCAUCGCCUCUCUUCCCUUGGUUUACCCCAGGCUCUCAGACUGAAAGAGGGAGGAAUAAAGACAAGGCCCCCGAGGAGCUGUCCAAAGACCGGGAUGCGGACAAGGGCGUGGAGAAGGACAAGAGUAGAGAGCGAGACCGGGAGAGAGAGAAGGAGAAUAAGCGGGAGUCGAGGAAAGAGAAAAGGAAAAAGGGAUCCGAGAUUCAGAGUAGCUCUGCUUUGUAUUCUGUGGGUCGGGUUUCCAAAGAGAAGGUCGUGGGGGAAGAUGUGGCCACUUCGUCUUCUGCCAAAAAAGCAAGCGGGCGGAAGAAGUCUUCAUCACUUGAUUCUGGGACUGAUAUUGCUUCGGUGACUCUUGGGGAUACGACAGCUGUCAAAACCAAAAUUCUUAUAAAGAAAGGGAGAGGAAAUCUGGACAAAAACAACCUGGACCUCGGCCCAACUGCCCCAUCCCUGGAGAAGGAGAAAGCCCUCAGCCUUUCCACUCCUUCAUCUAGCACUGUUAAACAUUCCACUUCCUCCAUAGGCUCCAUGUUGGCUCAGGCAGACAAGCUUCCAAUGACUGACAAGAGGGUUGCCAGCCUCCUAAAAAAGGCCAAAGCCCAGCUCUGCAAAAUUGAGAAGAGCAAGAGUCUUAAACAGACUGACCAGCCCAAAGCACAGGGUCAAGAAAGUGAUUCAUCAGAGACCUCUGUGCGAGGACCCCGGAUCAAACAUGUCUGCAGAAGAGCUGCUGUGGCCCUUGGCCGGAAACGAGCCGUGUUCCCUGACGACAUGCCCACCCUGAGUGCCUUACCCUGGGAAGAGCGAGAGAAGAUUCUGUCUUCCAUGGGGAAUGAUGACAAGUCAUCAGUUGCUGGCUCAGAGGAUGCCGAACCUCUUGCUCCCCCAAUCAAACCAAUUAAACCCGUCACCAGAAACAAGGCACCUCAGGAACCUCCCGUGAAGAAGGGGCGGCGUUCCAGGCGGUGUGGCCAGUGUCCUGGCUGCCAGGUGCCUGAGGACUGUGGUGUCUGUACGAACUGCUUAGACAAGCCCAAGUUUGGUGGCCGCAACAUAAAGAAGCAGUGCUGCAAGAUGAGGAAAUGUCAGAAUCUACAAUGGAUGCCUUCCAAAGCCUACCUUCAGAAGCAAGCAAAAGCUGUGAAAAAGAAAGAGAAAAAGUCCAAGACCAGUGAAAAGAAAGAGAGCAAAGAGAGCAGCAGUGCUGUGAAGACCGCGGUGGAGCCUAGUCCGAAACCUCCCCCAGCGGCCAGGGAGGACCCUGCCCCAAAGAAAAGCAGCAAUAGCGACCCUCCUCCACGCAAGGCAGCCGAGGAGAAGGUCGAGGAAAGCAGUGCCCCGGCCCCGCCGCCGGAGCCCAAACAGGUGACCACUCCCGCUUCCAGGAAGUCCAGCAAACAGGUGUCGCAGCCUGCGCCCGCGCCCCCUGCACAGCCGGCCAGCACCACGACGCCCAGGAAGGACACUCCCAAGCCAGCUCCCAGCGAGCCCAAGAAAAAGCAGCCGCCACCCCCCGACCCAGGUCCGGAACAAAGCAAACAGAAAAAAGUGGCUCCACGCCCAAGUAUCCCUGUGAAACAAAAACCAAAAGAAAAGGAAAAACCAUCUCCGAUCAGUAAGCAGGAGAAUGCAGGUACUUUGAACAUCCUCAGUACUCUCUCCAAUGGCAAUAGUUCUAAGCAAAAAAUCCCAGCAGAUGGAGUCCAUAGGAUCAGAGUGGACUUUAAGGAGGAUUGUGAAGCAGAGAACGUGUGGGAGAUGGGAGGCUUAGGAAUCCUGACCUCUGUUCCUAUAACACCCAGGGUGGUUUGCUUCCUCUGUGCCAGUAGCGGGCAUGUGGAGUUUGUGUAUUGCCAAGUCUGUUGCGAGCCCUUCCACAAGUUCUGUUUGGAGGAGAACGAGCGCCCCCUGGAGGACCAGCUGGAGAAUUGGUGUUGUCGCCGCUGCAAGUUCUGUCACGUUUGUGGAAGGCAGCAUCAGGCUACAAAGCAGCUGCUGGAGUGUAAUAAGUGCCGAAACAGCUAUCACCCUGAGUGCCUGGGACCAAAUUACCCCACCAAACCCACCAAGAAAAAGAAAGUUUGGAUCUGUACCAAGUGUGUUCGCUGCAAGAGCUGUGGGGCCACAACACCAGGCAAAGGCUGGGAUGCACAGUGGUCUCAUGACUUCUCCCUGUGCCACGAUUGUGCCAAACUCUUUGCAAAAGGAAACUUCUGUCCUCUGUGCGAUAAAUGCUAUGACGAUGAUGACUAUGAAAGCAAGAUGAUGCAGUGUGGGAAGUGUGACCGCUGGGUCCACUCCAAGUGCGAGAAUCUUUCAGACGAGAUGUACGAGAUUCUGUCUAACCUGCCCGAGAGUGUGGCCUACACCUGUGUGAACUGCACGGAGCGGCACCCUGCCGAGUGGCGGCUGGCCCUGGAGAAGGAGCUGCAGCUCUCCCUGAAGCAAGUCCUGACCGCGCUGUUGAACUCCCGAACCACCAGUCACUUGUUGCGUUACCGACAGGCUGCCAAGCCCCCAGACUUAAAUCCUGAAACGGAGGAGAGUAUACCUUCCCGCAGCUCUCCGGAAGGACCCGACCCACCAGUGCUCACCGAGGUCAGCAAGCAGGAAGACCAGCAGCCUUUAGACCUGGAAGGAGUCAAGCGGAAAAUGGACCAAGGGAACUACACCUCUGUGUUGGAGUUCAGUGAUGAUAUCGUGAAGAUCAUCCAGGCAGCCAUGAAUUCCGAUGGAGGGCAGCCGGAGAUUAAAAAGGCCAACAGCAUGGUCAAGUCUUUCUUUAUCCGGCAAAUGGAGCGUGUUUUUCCAUGGUUCAGUGUCAAAAAGUCCAGAUUUUGGGAGCCAAAUAAAGUAUCGAACAACAGUGGGAUGUUACCAAACGCAGUGCUUCCACCUUCACUUGACCAUAACUAUGCUCAGUGGCAGGAGCGAGAGGAGAACAGCCACACUGAGCAGCCUCCUUUAAUGAAGAAGAUAAUUCCAGCUCCCAAACCUAAAGGGCCUGGAGAACCCGACUCACCAACUCCUCUUCACCCUCCUACUCCACCGAUUUUGAGUACUGAUAGGAGUCGAGAAGAUAGUCCGGAACUGAACCCACCCCCCGGCAUAGAAGACAACAGACAGUGUGCACUGUGUUUGAUGUACGGCGACGACAGUGCCAAUGAUGCUGGCCGUUUGCUCUACAUUGGCCAAAAUGAGUGGACACAUGUAAAUUGUGCUUUGUGGUCAGCGGAAGUGUUUGAAGAUGACGAUGGAUCAUUAAAGAAUGUGCAUAUGGCAGUGAUCAGAGGAAAGCAGCUGAGAUGCGAAUUCUGCCAAAAACCAGGAGCCACUGUGGGUUGCUGCCUCACCUCCUGCACCAGCAACUAUCACUUCAUGUGUUCUCGAGCCAAGAACUGCGUCUUUCUGGAUGAUAAAAAAGUAUAUUGUCAGCGACAUCGGGAUUUGAUCAAAGGCGAGGUGGUUCCCGAGAAUGGAUUUGAAGUUUUCAGAAGGGUGUUUGUGGACUUCGAAGGAAUCAGCUUGAGAAGGAAGUUUCUCAAUGGUUUGGAACCGGAGAAUAUCCACAUGAUGAUCGGCUCCAUGACCAUUGAUUGCUUAGGGAUUCUGAACGAUCUCUCGGACUGUGAAGAUAAGCUCUUUCCCAUCGGAUACCAAUGUUCUCGGGUGUACUGGAGCACCACGGACGCCCGCAAGCGCUGUGUGUACACGUGCAAGAUUGUGGAGUGCCGCCCUCCGGCGCUGGAGCCCGACAUCAACAGCACCGUGGAGCACGACGAGAACAGGACCAUCGCCCAUAGUCCAACGGCGGUGGCUGAAAUUUCAUCUAAAGAAAGUCAAAACACAACUGAUAUUAUAAGUCCCCCAUCACCAGACCGACCUCAUUCCCAGACUUCUGGCUCCUACUAUUACCACGUCAUCCCAAAGGCCUCCAGGAUUCGAACCCCCAGUUACUCUCCGACACAGAGAUCCCCUGGCUGUCGGCCUCUGCCAUCUGCAGGAAGCCCUACCCCGACCACACAUGAAAUCGUCACAGUGGGGGACCCUUUACUGUCCUCUGGACUCCGAAGCAUUGGCUCCAGGCGUCACAGUACUUCUUCCUUGUCACCCCAGCGGUCUAAACUCCGGAUAAUGUCCCCAAUGAGAACGGGGACUGCACACUCCGUUUCAACCAUUGGGACCACCGCAGAUCUCGAGUCAAGUGCCAAAGCCAUGGAUCACGCCACCGGGCCGCUGAAUUCAAGUUCGGGGCCGAACACUUCCUCCUCUUCCAAUCUUCAGAGGACGGUGCUCACAUCGGGCACCAAGGCCAGUCACGUGGAUGGAUCUACCCCUUCAGACCUGAAGCAUUCCAGCACUUUUGACUCUGCCCCCAAGAGCUCCUCCUCGAAAGGAGAGAAGACAAAAAUGUCGGCUCCCAAGAGUUUGGAGGGAUCUGCGCAUACCGUGGCUUACCCCAGCAUCCCAAGACUGGCCCCGCACAACUCCUCGGCCGGAGACAUCAACGUCAGUAGACUCGGCCCGUUCGCUGAACUGUCUUCGACACCGUUUGCUUCUCGAGAGGCGCUCUCCUUUCCACCGCUGCACUCGAGGGGGCAAAAGAACGAUCGAGAUCCACAGCCGGACUCAAAUCUGUCCGGAAAAGCCCCUCCCGAUGAAGACGGUGACAUCAAAGGCUUUAAGCUGUCUGCUGGGAGCAGCCGAGCGUCCCUUGUCGGUGAGCACGCGGGCUCCAACUCCAGAGACCGGCGGCUCAAGGGCAAGAAAGCCGGCAAGGAGCCUUUCAAGGAGAAGCAUCUCAUGGCCGCUUUCUCGGACCCUGGGUCCGUGGCAGCCGGGGAGGAAGGCAGCCUCAAGCCGCCCGACUUCGCUGACGAGGUCUUGGCUCCCGACUUCAUGGGGCAUCGGCCGUGUAAUAAUGUUUCCUCUGAUAAGGUCGGUGACAAAGCCCUUUCUCUCCCCGGUGCCCCCAAAGCGUCAUCCAUGCAAGUGGAAGGCUCUGCCAGAGAGUCACCGACGCCCCGGAAGCGGACGGUCAAGGUCACACUGACGCCUCUCAAAAUGGAGAGUGAGGCUCAGUCCAAGAACACCCUGAACGAAGGCAGCCCCGUUUCCCCUUUGCAGAUGGAGUCGGCCUCUCCCACAGAAGCAGCGUCAGCCUCGGAAAGUGCGGGAGAGGGUCCAGGAGCCCAGCCCAGCCCCAACAAUACCUCGGCCCAGGACGUGCAGAGUAACAGCUACCAGAACGUGCCCGUGCUGUUGCCCGACGGCCCGAAGCCCCAGGAGGACGGCUCCUUCAAGCGGCGCUACCCCCGCCGCAGCGCUCGGGCCCGCUCCAACAUGUUCUUCGGGCUCACGCCGCUCUACGGAGUCCGCUCCUACGGGGAGGAAGACCUUCCAUUCUACAGCAGCUCCACGGGGAAGAAGCGAGGCAAGAGGUCCGCCGAGGGCCAGGUGGAUGGCGCCGAUGACCUGAGCACCUCCGAUGAAGACGACUUGUACUACUACAACUUCACCAGGACCGUCAUUGCCUCCAGUGCUGAGGAGCGGCUGGCGUCGCACAGCCUGUUUCGGGAGGAGGAGCAGUGCGACCUGCCCAAAAUCUCCCAGCUGGACGGCGUGGAUGACGGCACGGAGAGCGACACAAGCGUCACGGCCACCACACGGAAAAGCAGCCAGCUCCCGAAAAGGAACGGGAAAGAGAAUGGGACCGAGAGCCUGAAGCUGGACCGCCCCGAGGAAGUGGGCGACAAGGAGCACGCCAUCAAGACUUCCGUGGGCCACAAAGGCGAGCCCAAGAUGGACAACUGCCACCCGGCCAGCAGGGUGAAGGCUCAGGGCCAGGACUCCCUGGAAGCCCAACUCAGCUCGCUGGAGUCCAGCCGCAGAGUCCACACGAGCACCCCCGCCGACAAAACCCUGCUGGACACCUACAACCCUGAGCUCCUAAAGUCCGACUCCGACAACAACAACAGUGAUGACUGCGGGAACAUCCUGCCCUCCGACAUCAUGGACUUCGUCCUCAAGAACACCCCAUCCAUGCAGGCUCUGGGCGAGAGCCCCGAGUCAUCCUCGUCGGAGCUCCUGAACCUCGGCGAAGGCCUGGGUCUGGACAGCAACCGCGAGAAGGACAUGGGCCUCUUCGAGGUCUUCUCUCAGCAGCUGCCGCCCGCCGAGCCCGUGGACAGCAGCGUCUCCUCUUCCAUCUCAGCCGAGGAGCAGUUCGAGCUGCCCCUGGAGCUGCCGUCCGACCUCUCGGUCCUCACCACCCGGAGCCCCACCGUCCCGAGCCAGAACCCCAACAGACUCGCCGUCAUCACAGACUCGGGGGACAAGCGGGUCGCCAUCCCGGAGAAGGCAGUGGCUUCCUCAGAAGGGGACGCAGCGCUGCUGAGUCCAGGAGUGGACCCAGGCCCCGAAGGCCACAUGACCCCGGACCAUUUCAUCCCAGGACACAUGGACGCGGAGCACAUCGCCAGCCCCUCGUGCGGGUCGGUGGAGCCGGGCCACGGCGCCAGCCAGGAUUUGACUCGAAACAGUAGCACCCCUGGCCUGCAGGUACCUGUUUCCCCUUCUGUUCCCAUCCAGAACCAGAAAUACGUGCCCAAUUCUACUGAUAGCCCAGGCCCGUCUCAGAUCUCUAACGCGGCUGUCCAGACCACCCCGCCCCACCUGAAGGCAGCCACUGAGAAACUCAUUGUGGUUAACCAGAACAUGCAGCCGCUCUAUGUUCUCCAAACGCUUCCAAACGGAGUCACCCAAAAAAUCCAAUUGACCUCUUCUGUUAGCUCUGCGCCCACUGUGAUGGAGACCAGCCCUUCCGUCCUGGGGCCCAUGGGGAGUGGGCUCACCCUCACCACGGGACUCACUGCCAGCUUGCCGGCCUCGCAGUCUCUGUUCCCUCCUGCUAGCAAAGGAUUGCUCCCCAUGCCUCAUCACCAGCACUUACACUCCUUCCCUGCCGCUACUCAGAGUAGCUUCCCGCCCAGCAUCAGCAGCCCCCCGUCAGGCCUGCUGAUCGGGGUGCAGCCUCCUCCUCCAGACCCCCAGCUCUUGGUUUCCGAAGCCAGCCAGAGGACAGACCUCAGUACCACAGUAGCCACUCCAUCCUCUGGACUCAAGAAAAGACCCAUAUCGCGCCUGCAGAACCGAAAGAAUAAAAAGCUCGCUCCCUCUAGCACCCCCCCCAACAUUGCCCCCUCCGAGGUGGUUCCCAACAUGACACUGAUUAACUUCACGCCCUCCCAGCUCUCGAGCCAUCCCAAUCUCUUAGAUUUGGGCUCACUUAAUACUUCAUCUCACCGCACCGUCCCCAACAUCAUAAAACGGUCUAAAUCUGGCGUCAUGUAUUUUGAACAGGCACCCCUGUUGCCCCCGAGUGUGGGAGGAGCGGCGGCCCCGGCGGCGGGCGCGUCCACCCUAAGCCAGGAGACCAGCCACCUCACGUCAGGGUCGGUGUCUGGCUUGGCAUCCGGUUCCUCCGUCCUGAAUGUCGUGUCCAUGCAAACUACAACCACCCCUACAAGUAGCACCUCAGUUCCCGGACACGUCUCGUUAGCCAACCCGAGGCUGCUGGGCACCCCUGACAUUGGCUCAAUAGGCAAUCUCCUCAUCAAAGCCAGCCAGCAGAGCCUGGGCAUUCAGGAGCAGCCCGUGGCUUUGCCCCCGACGUCAGGAAUGUUCCCUCCGCUGGGCACGGCACAGACUCCCAUGACCGCAGCCUCGAGCAUCUGCGUGCUCCCCUCCACCCAGCCACCGGGCAUUGCCGCGGCCCCCCCUCCUGGGGACACGGACGAACAACACUACCAGCUGCGGCAUGGCACCCAGCACCUGGCCAGCAAGACGGGACCACCGUCCUCCCAGUGCGACCUAGAGUCGGCACCCGGGCCCCAUGGCGGAGCCAGCUUCUCCCCACCGGGGGACGCUCCGACCAGCCUGGGGCUAGAGCCGAGCAAGGCUCCACCCUCAACUAUGCACACCAGCUCAGCCUCGCCCGGGGGCUCACCGCCCCCCUCCGGGCAACAGUCGGCAAGCCCCCCGGGGCCGGGGCCCACAAAACCCAAACCAAAAAUCAAACGGAUGCAGCUGCCUUUGGACAAAGGGAACGGCAAGAAGCACAAGGUCGCCCACACGCGGCCCCCCUCUGCUGAAGCGCACGUUCCGGACCGAGACCCGGGCCCAGCGGCCGAGACCUCAGGCGCAGGGACUCCCGGGGCUGGGACCGAGGCUGAGCACCAGGACCCAGCGAGUUCGGAGCAGGCACCACCCACGGCCAACGUGCAGCCUACGGGGCAAGUGGCUGUUCUGCCUGAGACUCAGGCCACACAGAAUCCAGCAAGUGAACCGGAAAGUGCAGAGCCGAAACCUGUGGAGGAAGAAGAAAGUCAUUUCAGCUCUCCAUUGAUGCUUUGGCUUCAGCAAGAACAGAAGCGGAAGGAAAGCAUCACUGAGAAAAAGCCCAAGAAAGGACUUGUGUUCGAAAUUUCAAGCGAUGACGGUUUUCAGAUCUGUGCAGAAAGUAUUGAAGAUGCCUGGAAGUCCCUCACAGACAAGGUCCAGGAAGCCCGGUCCAACGCCCGCCUGAAGCAGCUUUCCUUUGCAGGUGUGAACGGUUUGCGGAUGCUCGGGAUUCUCCAUGAUGCAGUUGUGUUCCUGAUUGAGCAGCUCUCUGGUGCCAAGCACUGUAGGAAUUAUAAAUUCCGCUUCCACAAACCAGAGGAGGCCAACGAACCCCCCCUGAACCCUCAUGGCUCGGCCAGGGCUGAAGUCCACCUGAGGCAAUCCGCAUUCGACAUGUUUAACUUCCUGGCUUCUAAACACCGACAGCCCCCAGAGUACAACCCCAACGAUGAGGAGGAGGAGGAGGUUCAGCUGAAGUCAGCUCGGAGGGCCACCAGUAUGGAUCUGCCGAUGCCCAUGCGUUUCCGGCACUUGAAAAAGACUUCGAAAGAGGCAGUCGGGGUCUACAGGUCUCCCAUCCAUGGCCGGGGGCUGUUUUGUAAGAGAAACAUUGACGCGGGCGAGAUGGUGAUUGAGUACGCUGGCAAUGUCAUCCGCUCCAUCCAGACUGACAAGCGGGAGAAGUAUUAUGACAGCAAGGGCAUUGGCUGCUACAUGUUUCGGAUCGAUGACUCGGAGGUCGUGGACGCCACCAUGCAUGGAAACGCCGCGCGCUUCAUCAACCACUCCUGUGAGCCCAACUGCUACUCCCGGGUCAUCAACAUCGACGGGCAGAAGCACAUCGUCAUCUUCGCCAUGCGCAAGAUCUACCGCGGGGAGGAGCUCACCUACGACUACAAAUUCCCCAUCGAGGAUGCCAGCAACAAGCUGCCCUGCAACUGCGGCGCCAAGAAAUGCCGGAAGUUCCUGAACUGAAGCUGCUGCUCCCCCCGAGUGGCGUCCUCGGGCCCGGAGCCACGCACAGCGACACCGAAGGCCUCUGCCGGGAGCUCCGGGACAUUGAGCGGGCACAGUGGAGGGGCCUCCUGCCUGCGCUCCCUCCCGUCCCAUACUGACAUCAGACACACGGCCAUCGUCCCAGAGAGGGAGAUGAGGUCCAGAAGCGACCCGGGGCGGCCUCCUCCCGGCGCGCCGCCAAUUGUAGGCCGUUAGUAGGUGGGAAGAGGGGUCCUGCCACCUUGCCCAGAGCCUCCAGAGGGCUGGUGACGGCGGGGGAGAAGUGGGCCCCAGCAGCUCUUCUGGGACAGGUUGUUGCUGUCCUCCCAUGGGCCCCGCCCCGAGCACUGUACGUGAGGGAUCCGGCAAAGCCCCCAGCAGAGGGCCGGCAGGACCCAACCUGCAGCCAUCUGUGGAACGAGCAGAAGAGGUCCAGGGGCUCCCCUGGUGUCCUCCCCCCACGAGUUCACUUCUGGUGGGAGACGGGGUUCUUCGCCCCUUUGGUGUCAAAAGCUGUCUUAGGGUUGUGCCAAUUCCUUACCAAACAUCGAGCCUGUGGGCUUCAAGUGGGAGCGUCAGCCCCAGGAGCCUUCUCUCAGCCACUUCCCUUCCUUGGUCAUAGGAGCGGCUUCCCUCUCAUUCCUUCUCUUCACCCCCCUUUCUCGUCUUCCCUGUCCUCCAUCGCCCUGCUUUCCCAUUCUUUCUGGUUGGUAGGGGAGAGGGACUCGCAAUCGGGCGUGGCGCCUGCGCCUCCUGGCUGUGCCCUCCACCUGUGCGCAGUCCAGCGGGGAAGUGGCCAGCAGCCACUGACCAGAACCAGACGGAAUUUGGAGACAUUUCCACACAGCUCCACGGAGCAUUUCAAAGAAAUCGAUGUAGCAUGAUUUUCUUUUUUUCUUUUUUUUUUCCUUUCUUUUUCUUUCUUUCUUUCUUUCUUUCUUUUUUUUUUUUUUGUAGAAGAGGAAAAAGAUUGUUCAAAUAGGAUUGGAAUCAUGCGCCAACCAGAGUAUCCCCACUAGGAUGGAAUGUCCCCUGGCCCUGAGUCCUGGACAGGGUAACUCGAUCCCCAGCCCACCCCAGUAAGACAUAGGAAGACGUGCUUUGUAAGUGGUCGGUGCCCAGUGGAAGGCAGAACACUAAUCAGAUUUCAAGGCCCGAAACUUGGGGACUCGCCGCCCCGCGUGGAGGAAACCUGCCGCUGUGCCCGGCCCCCGGGCAAAGUCCUUGGAUGACACUACUGCCGACCGCUCCGUAGGAUGCGGUCACCACAGCAUCAAAUGUUCCUUCUCUUCCUUCCCGCGAGACAGUAUCCUGAACCUGUUAAAUUAAGUCAUUGGAUUUUACUCUGUUCUGUUUACAGUUUACUAUUUAAGAUUUUAUAAAUGUAAAUAUAUUUUGUAUAUUUUUCUAUGAGAAGCACUUCAUAGGGAGAAGCACUUAUGACAAGGCUAUUUUUUAAACCGCGGUAUUAUCCUAAUUUAAAAGAAGAUCGGUUUUUAAUAAUUUUUUAUUUUCCUAGGAUGAAGUUAGAAAAAAUAUUCAGCUGUACACACAGUCUGGUUUCUCCUGCCCAGCUUCCCCCUGGAAGGUGUAACUUGUUGUUGUUCAGUGUGUCUCUUGUGUGUGCCCUGUUGACAUCCACUGUGUCUCCUGGGUUUGCUCCCUGGCAGUGGGUGGGAGGGAAAGGCCUCCCGGCCUCGGCCGCCCUCCUGCCCCGGUGAAGCUCCUCCAAGGCUCGCUAGGAUCUUGCCACGCAGUUUCUCCUCUUCUCUCCUCCAUCUCCCUCUGCUCCCCUUCCUCCUUCUGAGUUCGCAGCCAAGUUCAAUGGCAACGUGACAUUGUCCAUCACCAUCUGCCUCAUUGGUCACCUCAUGCUCGGUCCCUCAGUCCACCAUGUCCUCGUAGCUGCAAAGAGCCCACGGACCCCACCCCCAGCCCCGGCUGGGGGGCAGCCCGUUGAAACUGAAGCACAGUCUGACCACUCACGAUCAAGCAGGUUUCUCUCUGCCCCUGGCAGCAUCCCUUGCCCCCCCACACACCCCGAGCUCGGCGGUUCAUUGGUUCGCUCGGAGCAGGGUCAUCCAGGCGAGGGCGGGCCCUGGCUCAGGGGCAGCCCCUUCCUCGGAGGUCAGUGAAGCAAUACGACUCGGCCCAGCCCGGCCCGCGCACCCCCCGCCCCCGGCUCUGCCGUGCCUUCCACCCUGCACUCCCUGUUCUGACGUGACCUUAAGAACUCGGGCGGCUUUGCUGGCACACUGUCACUGUUUCCUGUCCUGCAGGGAGCCCAGCACUGUGGCCAGGACGGCAGAGACUUCCUUGUCCUCGUGGAGAAGUGCCAGCAGGGGGCUGGGGCAAGCACUCUACCCAGACCUCACCUCCCUUCCUCCUCGCCCAAGAACAAGACGCGGUGGCCCCAGGGCCCCACUCGUGUCUGGUUCCCUUGAUUAUUGCACUGUGUGAGGUUUUUUUGUAAAUCCUUUUUAUUUCUUUCUGUUUUGUUUUGUUUUUUAAGAAAGAACCUUAAGCUGCAUUUGUUACUGAGAUGAUUAAUGCACUGACGGGUCCUGAAAUCACCUCGAGAAAGACCCAAAGGCCAGUCGGGGGUGGGGGGAAAACUCAGCUAAAUAGACCUAGUGGCUGCCCUGCUAGGCCGUGCUGUACUGUGAGCCCCCUCCUCAUUCUCCCCAAAACCCAGACCCUCGGGCUGGGAAGGAGCCGCCCGGGCUUCUCCAGCCAGCCGCUGGUGGUUUGCCUUGCCUUCGAGCUCCCCAACCGGCAGCCACAGAAGCGACAACUUGUCCUCGUCUAGCUCAGCCUUGAGUCCAUUGCCAAAACUCAGCAACCUGCCAGCAACUCGGGGCCUCGGCCAAGGCAAAAGCCAAAGUGGCAUCGCUGUCUCCCAAACACCUCCGACCGAACAGCGUGGACAGUGACCAAGGGACUCUACGCACAAAAGUGCAGACUGAGGAACUGUGGUGGGUCACUCCCCAGAACCCCCCAGGGGGCACCCCCAAAUCCUUCAGGAGUCACAGCUGCAGAUCUGGUCACUUCUCGGUGAGGGCCAGCUCCCUUAGAGCUUUGCUGCUAGACCUGUUGCGGCUGCAUUCCCUGGUGGCCAGUGACAACUGCGUAACCAGAAUGGCUGCAUGGCGCUGACCCUUUGGCCGGAACUUGGUCCCUUGGCCCCCUCUGUUACCGUCCACCACCUCCAGCCCAGGCCCUCUGGUUUUCAGACCAAUCACAACGAAGAGGGAGCCCCAGCAGCUAUAUUUUCAACCAGACUCCUCUGUUGGGGUUCCGUCUGGCCGCCCUCCCGCUUGCCCCCGUCACCCCCAAGCCCCCCGCCCCCCGGCCAGCGCAGUGAGCACCAUGCAGCUCCCUUGAUUAAAAAAAAAAAAAUACAACAAAACACAAAAAUCUUUUAAUGAAUGUAUCUUUCUAAAGGACUGACGUUCAAUCAAAUAUCUGAAAAUACUAAGGUCAAAACCUUGUCAGAUGUUAACUUUGAAGUUUGAUUUGGGAUUCUUUUCUAAUAGAAAUCAAGUUUGGGUUUUUUUGUUUGUUUUUAAGGAAAAGCGGGUCAUUGCAAAGGGCUGGGUGUAAUUUUACGUUUCAUUUUCUUCAUUUUAAAGCAAUACAAGGUUAUCGAGCAGAUGGUUUUGUGCCGAAUCAUGAAUACUAGUUAAGUCUCACACUCUGAAAACUUGCAACUUUUUUGUUUUGGUUUUCAAAUAAAUAUAAAUAUGAUAUAUAUAGGAACUAAUAUAGUAUGCACCAUGUAACAAAGCCUAGUUCAGUCCAUGGCUUUUAAUUCUCUUAACACUAUAGAUAAGGAUUGUGUUACAGUUGCUAGUAGUGGCAGGAAAAUGUCAGUCUGGCGUGCCUCUGGUCCCAGCCCGGGGGACCGAACCGGAAAGGGAAUGGCAAGAUGGCACAUUCCCAGGACCAGAGAGAAAUGCAGAAAUGGGGUCACCUGGAUUUUUUUCUGCCCGUGAAUGUUGCCAGUCAGUACCUGUACUCCUCGUUUCUCUAUUUUUGGUUAUGAAUGUUGGGGUUACCACCUGCAUUUAGGGGAAAAUUGUGUUCUGUGCUUUCCUGGUAUCUUGUUCCGAGGUACUCUAGUUCUGUCUUUCAACCAAGAAAAUAGACUUGUGGUGUUUCUUUUAUUGAACUUUUACAGUCUCUUUAGUAAAUACAGGUAGUUGAAUAAUUGUUUCAAAAGCUCAACAGAUGACAAGCUUCUUUUCUAGAAAUAAGACAUUUCUUGACAACUUUAUCAUGUAUAACAGAUCCUUUCGUUUUUUUUUUUUUUUCCUUGUGUUCUUCCAAGCUUCUGGUUAGAGAAAAAGAGAAAAAAAAAAAGGAAAAAAAAUGUGUCUAAAGUCCAUCAGUGUUAACUCCCUGUGACAGGGAUGAAGGAAAAUACUUUAAUAUUCAAAAAUAAUAAUGCUGAAAGCUCUCUACGAAAGACUGAAUGUAAAAGUACAAAGUGUACAUAGUUGUAAAAACAAAGGAGUUUUUAAACAUGUUUAUUUUCUAUGCACUUUUUUUUAUUUAAGUGAUAGUUUAAUUAAUAAACAUGUCCAGUUUAUUGCUGCA